Messenger RNA from Lactuca virosa, 558 nucleotides. NCBI's taxonomy places the organism in Eukaryota, Viridiplantae, Streptophyta, Magnoliopsida, Asterales, Asteraceae. The record is from the annotation of a GenBank genome assembly.
AUGAGAAUCCAGAAUGAGAACUCGGGGAUAGCCAUUUACUACGAGGAUCCUGUAAAUCUGACAAUCACUUAUUUGCAAUCAACCGUAUCAACCGGCAGCAAUGUUAUCAUCGAACGAUCUACCAUUAAAGGCUUUUAUCAAGGGAAUGGGGAGGUUAAACAUAUCCAAGCAUCUGUGGUCAUUCAAGACUUGUUUUCAAUGAAUGAACAACGAAGGAAACUGGGUGAGGCGCGUGUUUCCCUGUAUGGUCCAGUGAAAGUGAUCGAUUUCGUAGUAGACUUGGAGGCCGACAUAAAGUUCAAGUCGAUUGAGAACAAAAAGUCCCAUCUGAUGGUCGGAUCUGCUGUGGAGGUUAACGACAACACUGGGACAUCUGUUCUAAAGACCAUUCAAAUGAAAUAUGCUUAUGGAUCGAAUAAGUGGGGAGUUCUGCAAUGGCUACUUGCAUUUCCUUUGGUUAUUUUGUUAGAGGUUGUUGUAAAUUCUGCUUUUUUGUUAGCUUUCCAAGUUUUGGUCUUUGUUUCUCUUUGUCAACCUAAUGAUACAGCCGAAAUUUAA